Molecule: messenger RNA, 2543 nt
Organism: Stegostoma tigrinum
Lineage: Eukaryota; Metazoa; Chordata; Chondrichthyes; Orectolobiformes; Stegostomatidae
Product: porimin-like
Exons: 4
Coding region: 42-506 (154 amino acids)
Cellular component (GO): cytoplasmic vesicle
Source: RefSeq, a predicted model, not a curated record
GCGCGCAAGGUGCAGAGAGCGCCAGUGCAGGCGGCCGCACCAUGAAGCCGGUGCCGGGUCGUGUUUGUGCAGCGUUGCUGCUACUGGCUUUAACCGCUUUCAGCUCGUCGUCCUCCUCUGGCGAGCUGAGGCUUCGUCCCUCAGCUACUCCUAACACAACAACUGUGCAUCCAUCCAUUGAAUCUCCAAACCAUACAGCAACAACGCAAAUAACCACCAAAACAGAAACCACUGUAACAACUGUGCUUACAACUGGUAGGCCAGCAACCACCAAAUCUGGGAGUAGCACAGCAACUGCUACCACAGCAGCUUCUGCAAAUAGUACAAGUGCUGAUAUUAUUACAACUGCCUUGCCUAUUGUUUCACAUUUUGAUAUUGGAAGUUUUGUAGGCGGUAUUGUGCUGGCUUUGGCUGUCAUGGCUGUUUUCUACCUUGGACGAAGAUUUUGCAUUUCCAGAAGUGGCACUCGGUACAGAACUAUUGAAGAAACUGAGGCAAUAAUCUAAACAUCAAACUUGAAGACGCCAAGAGAUCGCAUUGCUUCUUCCAUGAAUUGGAAUCUAUUAUUGCAAGAUGUCUUUGUUCAGAUUUUUGAAUAUUAAAAUACAAUGUUUUUCUAGAAAACUUUCUACCCAAAAGCACUGUUGCAUUGGAUUAAUGCUUUUAGAUUUCAAAGCAAACAAUAUAAUUUUAAAAUCUGAAAGUGCCUUUUGAGCUCAACCAGCUGCUAGACUAUGCUUUGUAGUUGUGAUUACAGCUUCAGGGUAUAGAAAUUGUUAGGAUUCACAGAUUAUCAUUCAAAGAUCACUUUGGGUAGAAUCUAAUUGGUACAAAGGCAAACUUUUUUUCCUUGAAGCCUUAGACUUUCUCAUUUAGCUGAAAUGUCUGAACGCAAGCUUUAGUUCGUUGGAAAUUUAAACUAUUCAACCUUGUUGAUUCAAGGUCAAUGUCUCAAGUUUUCACUAUGUAUAACAAUCAGAAUGUCAACAUGAAGUUAUGUGCAGAGAGAAAUUCUAAGCUGCAACUGCACAGUAAGAUUACUUCUGCUUUAUUACUGGUGAUUUUACUGCCUUAGAGUUGAAUAACAUUCUUUUGCUAUUUUACUGGUUAUGUCUACUCAACAUAUUUAAUAAUUUGUUGUAAAAGACACCAGUUGUAAUUUCUAGUUUAUCAACUAUAUUUUAUUACUAGUUUUUUUGUUUUAUUAGUGAAUUUUUGACUUAAGAGUUUUCUGUACUGAUUCUUUAUAAGGCAGAUUUCAGUUAGAUCUUAAACCAUUUCCUGUUUCAAAAUAAAAGGUUUUUAUUUAAAACUACCAACUAUUCAACAUGUAAAGCAUCCUCUUUGAACAAGUGCAUUGAUAGAAAUAUAGUUUAAAUAUCUUGUGUAAGCUCUAUUUCUUGUCCUGCUUAAGUUGGGUAAUUGCACUUUAAAAUGAAUUUUAACAAGUUCUGUGCAGCUGAGUAAUAUGUUUUUAAUGACUUGAUUCCAGCCAUUUUGAAUACAAUUACUCUUAAGAACAAUCCACAAAUUGGGAUGAACCUCCAUAAAUAAAGGAUAGUCAUAUUUUGCAAUUUUGAGACAUUUAAUGUUUUAGACCUGAAGUUUGCUGUUUUGUGUGAACACUGAACUUUGAUUUAUGUUAAUAUACAGCUGCUUUUAAUGCAGAUAUUGUUUCCACAAGGAACCAACAAAUUUCAGUUCAUGCCUUGUGUAAGCUAAGGUGUUUAUAAUCACUAACAGUAAACAACUAAAGUAUACUGCAAUCAAAGCGCUUUGACACAAAUGCCUGUAGUUGUGAUAAAAUUAAACUUUGCAUUCUUUAACUCUUUGUUACUACACAGAAUUUGCCAUGUUUCAAACACAGUACUCUUUCUGGCUUGCAAUGGUGAUGGCAUUGUAUUGGAUGUGACCAUUUUAGUACCAGUUUAAAUUGUCCAACAACUCCAAUUCCAGCACUGGCAGUUCUGUACGUUGUCUUGAGAAUAAGGCAAAACCAUUCAGGAGUGAUAUUAGGAAGCAGUUUUAUCAGAAGGUGGUAGAUGUUUUGAACUUUCUUCCAUUAAUGUAGUCGAUGCUAAAUUGGUUGUUAGUUUUCAGUCUGAGAUUUUUGUUAAGCAAAGAUAAAGGGAUAGGGGCCAAGUACAAGUAAGUGAAAUUAGGCUCAGUAGGCUAUUCAGCCCCUCAAGCCUGUGGCCUAUGUUCCCUCAGACUGUUUAGCCAAUCAGUCAACCUGCAUAGUUAAGGUUCUUUAUGUAUUUGUUUGGCUCCCUUUUCUCCUCAAAAAAGCUACCUGCCAAUGUGAAAAAAUCUGGCCAGCCUAAUCUCUUCACAGAAUUGGCAAAUAUGCAGUGUGGAUUUUUCACAAAGCAGAGCUGAAAGUAUUUUCAGACAAAACUCAUUGGUUCCAAAUGGAAAUUUUUAACCUCAAGUGUGACAAUGGCCAGACGGUUUAGUAUUAAUAGAACAUGCUUUGCAAGCACUUAAACAGGUCUACCACCACCUCAGCAAUUACAAAUGGGAAAUAAAUACUUGACUGCAAA